Molecule: messenger RNA, 2352 nt
Organism: Onthophagus taurus
Lineage: Eukaryota; Metazoa; Arthropoda; Insecta; Coleoptera; Scarabaeidae
Source: RefSeq, a predicted model, not a curated record
GGGUACCGCCCCGAUAGACUCAGUUUUAAACCGGAACUCGAAGCGAAGACACGCGCCACUUUUACACACCGAAACACACUUGUAUCGAUACCAAAAUCACAAUUAACUUAAUUUCAAUUUAAUAAAUCAAAAAGUGAAUGUAAAAAAAAUUGUUGUUGUCAUUAAAAUAGUUUUAAAGAAAUAAUUCGAGAUAAUCCAAAAAGACCGACAUCGAUAUUUCGCUUUUUGGGACCAAAACUCGCGCUUUAUCGCGAAUAGUACAAACAAGAAAAUAUAAAUCAAGAACGAACAUGCACUUACCUUAGAAACGAACAACUCUCCUCCUCCAUGGAAUCAAAAUUGUAGCCUUUUUUUUAAGCAAAUCCUGGAAAAGAAGAUAUAGGAGAAUUAAAUCAAGAUGCACGGAUCUGCAGGACUUCACUCGGCGAUGGCGAUCAAACGUCAAAGGCGUCAACGCGAACAAGCCGCGAAGAAACGCCGCGAACGAAGAUUAUCUUCGAGAACUUCCAGCACCAACAGCAUCGAUAGGGAUCACCCAAUGUUUCGAAAACAAUCGAUCGUCCCGAAAGAAAGUACUUUAGCCACAUCGAUAGGGAUGCUUCACCUCGGAGUUUGCUUCUUAGUACUCGGUCUUUUCUUAAUCGGAUCCGGGUUAUUACCGGACGAUAUGGUGACAUGGAGAGGCGGGGGUUGGUGGAACGAGCUUGUCGCGACCGGAAUUUUCGUGGCAGCUCUCGGGGUAUUUUUAAUCAUUUUAAAUCGAGUGGUGAGCAAACACGAAGAAGAAAACUUAAACGAAUAUGUUAAAUCGCAAUUAACAAGAUCGAAAAGCGGACAUCGAUUGGAACAAGAUCUCGAAACGGGUUGUUUAACAACAAAGAAUCACCGAAGAAUAUUGGAGCGCAAAAGAGAAGAUAUUGAAAGAGGAUUAGGACCAAGCGAUGAUUUACCCGACAUUCAUAGUCCCUUAAGCAAAAUAGCCCCAAAUGGGGGGAUGAUACAAAACGGGGAUGCGCAUUUGGAAAAAAUAGUCGAAGAAGAUAAUAACCCGCAAGAUUUCGAAAUUUACUUCAAGGAGACCAUCUCGACCACAACCACAGCAAGUCCAGGAACGCCAUCGGAAACCCGAGAAUUAUUAAGCAACGGGAAACAACAUAAACCUAACAUUUGAAAAAAAUAAUCAUAUCAUUUCUUUUAAAGACCAAACAAGCAUUCCAAUAACCAUCCAAAAAGAUAUUUAAAUAAUUUAAACUUUUUUCUCUAACGCAAAAAUAAACUAAAAUAUCUUUAUAUUUAAGAUGAUAAGAAAAAAAAUAUGCAUAUUAAAGUAAUUAUAAUAAUAAGAAUAUAUUCACGUGGAAUCUCGUUUCUUUUUCAAGGAAGAGUUUUAAACGAAAAAUUUUAAGAAAAAUUGGCUCUUAUUCGAUUAUUAAAUAGCUAAUAAUUGCACUGCCUAAUUACUAAUUGCUCGUUAUCAACUCUCUUGUUUAUCGAAUCGGAUUGUUCCUCGUGAUAUUAAGAUGCGUCUAUUUAUACAUUUUAACAUUUUUACAGCACGUUUUCUGCAAAAUUAACUGUAACAUUCAGAUCAAACGAUACAAUUUGGUUUUGAAGGAUAAAUCAUUAACCUCAAAGAUUUACAUCAACCUAAUUCUGUUUUGGAAUUACUUCCAAUGGAUUAAAGCGACUAGUUUGUAGUUUAGUUUCUUCGAAGUUUGAUUAACUAACUUAGAACUUGAAUUACUUCAUAAAUAAGUUCUCUUAGAGUUCGGGUAGCUUAAUCUAGAGUUCACGUUAUGUUGUAAUUGGAUAAUGCAUAUUACAAGCGCAAACAUCAUAACUCCAAUAGUGAAAAUGUGAUGUUGUUUCUUUAAGAUAUAACGUUAUAUUUUCUCUGUUGUAGUUAAGCCGCAGUCUUGGUUUAAUCUGUUAAAAAACCAUAAGGCCAAAGUGCCAGAAUAUGACGAUCAGUUUCAAAUUGAUACAAUCUUAAUAACUGAGCCUCAGCCGCAAGCGCUCUCGUCUUUAUGAAACAUCAACAAGUCUAUCAUAGCUAAGUCGAGGUUGCAGGUGACUUUGGCUUUAUGAAAUAUCAUUAUAUUUCCUCUGUGGUAGCUAAACCGAGGUUGAUAACGGCCAAGGCGUUAUAAUUCAGUUAGUUUAUCCCUGAAUUGAAAGAGAAGUUAAAAUUCAAAAAGAAAAGUAUCAUUUGAUCUGAAUAAAAACAAAAAAGAAGCACUGUGAUUUAAACCCGGUACUUAUUAUGUUAGACAAUCAACUUUGUUUUAUCACAAAACAAAUUUGGACACAAAAAUAAAUGACUCAACAAAUUAGCUUAAUUUUAUUUAACGA